This is a messenger RNA of Penicillium coprophilum, 237 nucleotides long. Its product is annotated as CAZyme family GH5. Bases 1 to 237 code for a protein of 78 amino acids. The transcript is spliced from 2 exons. The record is from RefSeq and is a predicted model, not a curated record. Lineage: Eukaryota; Fungi; Ascomycota; Eurotiomycetes; Eurotiales; Aspergillaceae.
AUGCGGAUGUUUGAGCUUGUCUACGAGACCGAUUCAAUGAAAAAUGUCGGGAUGGUGGGGGUUGUUAAUGAGCCUGUUCAGGAUCAGGCGAUGACUUCGUCUAUGCAGUCAAACAUUUACCUGAAGGCUGUUGAAGUGAAGUAUCUUGGUCUUGUUGAGUGUUUAUGGACUAACAAUGGAUCAGCCGGCGAAUGGAGUCUCUCUGUAGCAAAUGGUAUCGAGGGGUCGUCGGCUUGA